CUAGCAGCCGCAAUUCAGUUCGUCCGACGGUCCGAGUCGUCCCCACUGGCUGCGCACCGAGGCGCCGCGCGGCAGACGCCCUCACCCAGAUCCCGGCUCCCUGCAGCGGCGCCCUCGCCCUCCGCCCCUCCGGCCCCGGUCCCCGAGUCCCCGACGCGCCUGGGCACCUCGCUGCCUCCCCGGCUCCCUGCUGCAGGCUGGCGUCCGCGGCGGAGCGGGCCUACGGCCACAGCGCACACCGACGAGAACACCUGCCUGGACGGGCUCGCCGCGUGGACGCCGGCACGCGCGCCGCCAUCCGCGGCAGGGUCACCCUCGUCAACGCCAGUGCUCCCUUCAGACGGGCGACACAGGUGCUGAUCUCCUCCGAGCGAGCCCGAGCUUUCAUAGGCAUGAGUCGCGCUUCUUCUCCCUGCGUCCUUCCGCAAGGCACAAGUGUACAACAGAGCUCUCCAAGAGAUGCCCAUUGCGAUUGAGACGGACAAAGCUAAGGCCCAGCACUACGAGCUGCCAACCACAUUUUUCAAGCUCGUUCUCCGAAGGAAUCUCAAAUACAGGGAAGGCAGCCGCCGGCUCAAGCUCCAUGGAGCAACAACCAAGCUCUAGCAGAAAAGGGAAAAGAAAGGCACAAGAAAGAGAUCUAAAGAGCUAUUUUAGUCCAUUCGGAUCCAGUAGCACAAACCCAAGCACUCAUGGAAGUGAAGUUGGUAAUGCCAUAAUAGAGGAGGAAGAGGUGGUGGAAACUCAUUUGGAGGACACCAAUACCAUAGGCCAACAGCCAGGUAGCAAUGAAAAUGAUCAAGGUACAAUAACUGAGUUCAAUCCGGAUUAUAUCAUUUCUGAUCCGGGGCUUCGGAUUCCAAUUGAACAAUUUAGUCCUAAUAUUAGAGAUGAAAUUAGGAGGGCUUUCAUGGAACGAGGUCCAACUCAACCUAGUAGUCAUGUUUUUCCUAGAGGAGAAGAUAAAAGGCGCUUUCGAAAAGAAUGGUUUGAGAAAUAUAAUUGGCUGGAAUAUAGCUUGGUGAAUGGUAAGGCUUAUUGCUUUUGUUGUUAUCUUUUUAGAAGAGUUGGUGUAGAUGAUGACAAAUUUGGUUAUGAGGCCUUUAAAAAAGAAGGCUUUAGGCAAUGGAAGAAUGCCUACUUAGCACUCCCUAAACAUGUUGGUGGCCCUAAUAGUGCUCAUAAUAGAUCAAGAGCGGCAUUUGAUGAUUUUGAUAAUCAAAGGGCAAGCGUAAAGGAGAAAAUUGUAGUUCAUACCAAAGAGGCAGAAAAGAAGUAUGAAACCCGUGUAGAUACAUCUUUGGCUAUUGUAAGUUAUAUUGCCUUGCAAGGUGAACCGUUCCGUGGACAUGAUGAAUCAGAAACUUCAUUGAACAAAGGCAACUUUCUAGAAUUUCUUGAUUGGUACAAACUAAGAAAUGAGGAAGUGAGGCAGGCAUUUGAAUUUGCUUGUCCUAAAAAUGCUAAAAUGACUUCUGGAACAAUUCAGAAAGAACUUGCCGAGUGUUGUGCUCAAGCGGUUACCAAAGUCAUAAAAGAAGAGAUGAGUGGUUGUUUAUUCUCUAUUCUUGUUGACGAAUCUCGUGAUAUAUCAGUCAAAGAGCAAAUGGCCAUCAUAGUCAGGUAAACAUCCACUUUUAUAUCUCGUGAUAUAUCAGUCAAAGAGCAAAUGGCUUCGUAUUGAAACAAUGUGGGACUCAAUAAUAGAAGUUCUGCAAGUGGUGCAUGAUGAGGAACGUAAUCCAUCAAGGGCAGGGGGUUGGUGCCUACUAUGGAGUCUUUCAGCUUUGUGUUUAUCAUGAAGAUGAUGUUACAGAUCCUUCGCAUAACAAAUGAGCUAUCUCAUCUGUUGCAGAAGAAGGAUCAAAAUAUUGUUGAGGCCAUGUCUUUGGUUAUUGACGUGAAAACACGUUUGAACAAUUUGAGAAGCGAAGGUUAUGAGCCACUACUUGAAGAAGUCAAAACAUUUUGCCAAGAAAAUGAUAUCCCAAUACCAAAUAUGGAAGAUAGUGUACCAAGAUUUGGUAGAUCAAGGAAAGGAGGGAGAAACAACAUCACUCAAGAUCAUUACUUUCGUGUUGAUACCUUCUUUGCUACCAUAGAUGCUAUCACAACAGAGUUUGAUCAUCGAUUCAGUGAGGUAUCAUCGGAAUUACUUACUUGCUUUGCUUGCCUUGAUCCUAGAGAUUCAUUCUCUAACUUUGAUGUGAAUAAACUUGCUCGCCUCACGGAUAUAUAUUUGGAUGAUUUUUCUUUUGAUGACCGGAAAAGAAUAAGAGACCAGUUACAAACCUUCAUUAUUCAUGUUAGAAGAGUUGAGGCAUUCAGAGCUUGUUAUGACCUUGCAAGCCUAGCAAUGAAAAUGGUUGAACUUAAGAGGCAUGAAAUAUUUCCCUUGGUUUAUCGCCUAAUUGAGCUGGCAUUGCUGCUACCAGUAGCAACUGCAUCAGUUGAAAGAGCAUUUUCAGCCAUGAAGAUUAUUAAAAUUGAGUUGCGGAACAAGAUGUCCGAUGGUUGGCUUAAUGACUUGAUGGUGGUGUAUAUUGAGCGGGAGAUAUUUAAAGGAAUUGAUCUUGAAUCUAUCAAGAAGGCUUUUCAGAAGAAAAAA
Messenger RNA from Panicum virgatum (switchgrass), 2608 nucleotides. Its product is annotated as zinc finger MYM-type protein 1-like. NCBI's taxonomy places the organism in Eukaryota, Viridiplantae, Streptophyta, Magnoliopsida, Poales, Poaceae. The record is from RefSeq and is a predicted model, not a curated record. The coding region runs from base 584 to 1627 and encodes 347 amino acids. The transcript has 3 exons.